AGGUUGAUGUCACUGAGUCUUCAGGACAGGACUCAACUAGGCAGAGCUGGUCAGGGGGGGAAACGCUGAAGAUCCACUGAGAGCUGAAAAAGUAGGCGAUGUUGCAGCUAGGAUCCUGUUUAUGGACAUUGUGGGAAGGCUGUUGUUAACAGUCCAGAGGGGGCUCGUAGGUGUUUUUCCUCAAAGCUUGAAACGUUGAGGCAGCCUCAUCGCCGCAGUAUUUUUAGAUCACUUCUGAAAGGAAUACAAAAAAUGUCGUCUCCAAGUCCGGGCAAGAGGCGAAUGGAUACCGACGUGGUGAAACUCAUUGAGAGCAAGCACGAGGUCACCAUCCUCAGUGGACUCAAUGAGUUUGUGGUCAAGUUCCAUGGACCGCCUGGAACGGCAUAUGAAGGAGGUGUGUGGAAGGUGCGAGUGGACCUACCAGAUAAAUAUCCCUUCAAAUCACCAUCAAUAGGAUUCAUGAAUAAAAUCUUUCAUCCCAACAUCGACGAAGCGUCAGGAACGGUGUGUUUAGAUGUCAUUAACCAGACAUGGACGGCUCUCUACGACCUCACCAACAUCUUUGAGUCGUUCCUCCCUCAACUGCUCGCCUACCCCAACCCCAUCGACCCUCUGAACGGGGACGCAGCAGCCAUGUACCUGCACCGGCCGGAGGACUAUAAACACAAGAUCAAAGAGUACAUCCAAAGGUACGCCACAGAGGAGGCUCUAAAGGAGCAGGAGGAGGGAGGGGGCGACUCCUCUUCUGAGAGCUCCAUGUCAGACUUUUCGGAGGACGAGGCUCAGGACAUGGAGUUGUAGUGAAGGGGGAGAGAUCCUGUUCCCUUCACCUCACAACAGACUGUCGUUUCCUAAAGAGCAGAAACUCAGUACUAUAUUCAUAUUUAAGACAAUUUUUUACAGCGACACAAGGAUUUUUAUUGCUACACAAGGAUUUGCAGUAUGAUAUUGCAGAAUAUUAACCCUUAUUUAGAAAAUUCAUGACCACCUGCCCCUUAUCCCCCCUCGCCUCACCCCCCAGAGAGCCUUUUUAGAUCAGAAAGGAGUGCAUCAUUCAUUUCCAUGAUCUUUAGUGGCUUCAUUCACACAGCUCGACUGUGUCCAGACGGAGCAGUGAGACCAGCGCAGUUUCCCGUUUGUUCCCGCGAGCCACACCUCAUCACCUCUUCAGUUUUAAGACGCCUUCUUGUCUUUAUUUGACUUUUUGCUGCAUCGUCGCUGACAGAGGACUGCAGGAUGACAAUCCAUCAUUUCUGAGCGGUCUCGGCAAAAAGGCCGUGAAUUCCCAUUCUUUUUUUUUUCUUUUUUUUUUUUGAUGCCGCCCCGCUGAAGAAUCGCCAUAACAAUCAUCACUUCAGAGGAGCUGAAGAGCAGAGGGCCACAGCGAGGUUCAUCAUGUACAGCCGACACAGACGACUCUGAAAGGACUGUGCAAACCUGCUGACACAUCACACACACCAUCAAACAACCGAUGCAUCAAACAUGACAACACAACAGUGUGUGUGUGUGUGUGUGCGUGUGUGUGUGCGUGCGUGCGUGUGUGUGUGUGUGUGUGCGCAUGCAUGAAUGUAAACCAGGUAGAAUCAUGGCGUGCUGAUAACCUGUGUUGUACUGACCCCUGAUGCUCAGCAGAACUCUCUUCCUCUUCCUCCUCCUCCUCCUCCUCUCCGUUUUAGGAAAGUGUUUGUCAUUCUCUGAGUAUCUUUGUAUAUUGUGGCAUGACACAGAAGUAAAGUUGUGUAGGGCUUUGUGGAGCUGUAACGCUGUAGACGUGGGGAGGAUGCCUGUGUGCAGGUGGGGUUUGGUGGGGUUUAUCCAGGUCCUUGUUGAAUUAUUGAACUUCUUAACUUUGCCUAUUGCUUGUGUUGAACUAUAAUAGGUGUUUGACUUGCGUAGGGAUAGUUAGUUUUUUUUUUUUUUUUUUUUUUUUUUUUGCGGGUGGUGAAUCCUAUCAUAAUGUAUGGUUUAAUACUUAUAUAACACACUAGUUUAAAGACUAAUUGUCAUGUAAAGAUGAGGAGAGUUGAAACAUCUUUGUCUGAGGGAUGAGUUACAUCCUCCCAAAGACACGUUGCACCCCUGCACCCCCUUCUUAUAUGCAAAUGUGUCCGUAAAAGAUGAUUUACGUUGUCAGACAGAAGUGCUCUUUGUUUCAGCCAUUCAACACUGUCUCAUUUACUUUGUCCGGCAGUCGAUGGCCUGUUGUUUUCCAAAAUGGUGGGACCAAAAUCUAACAGAUGUAUAGGUUUAGUUUCAUAAAUAUCCAAAUAAAACAAACACACACGAGGAAAUGUUUUUUCAGGUUUACAUUGAGGUUAAUUGAGAAGAUAAAUGAAUAAUAUUGUGACAAACUCAACACUUCAAACUUAAAUUUAAAGUUUCUUCUUCUUCAGAGGACAGUUUGAAAGCCUUUGUCCUGGUUUACCCGUGGAGAGAUUUAUGUGCCCGUAGUGGAGCCUAUGCGCCUAUGUGGUGGAGGCGUCACCAGAGCAGUGACAGUUUCCUGUUAUAUUUCAUGAUGGUACACUGGUCUGGGUUGUAGCGGAAGCUUGAAGCCUGUUUAUGACAGAUGAGUUUGUAUUAUGUGUUAUUUUUGGAAGGAAACAAAAAUUAGUCAGUGUUUGGAGACAAACUUUAAUUAGUAAUUCCUUUAUACGUUUUAAAAAAUGAUAUCAGGAUCUUUUCCAUGAUGUCUUGUAAGAGGAUUUACCUUUGUUUGAGAAUUAACAUAGGUUGGUAAAACUAGCAUGUCACAGUUAUUCUUUUCGACGUGUAGUUAAAAUGCCUCUAAUUAACCUCAGUAACCAAAUAUAUGUUGGCGUAAGUCUUAGGACUACAUGAUGUCACAGUCAUUUGCAGCAAAAGAAACAAACCACUGUCCAGCCUUGUUGUUUGACAUUAUCUGGAUUCAUCAGUGUAUUCUGUAUUUUUUAUUAAUGAGACACAUAUAUUUAAUGCCUAUAAUUUGUUUGAAUGUUUUUAUUUUUGUCUUUUAUGCCCUACGUACAUCCAGGAUACGAGUCCAGAUAUCUCUGAUUUUUAAAAAGCAAAAAAUGAAUAAAUGUGCUUCCCUUGUAACUUGAAGAAAGAAAUAAACAACAAAAAAAUGUCUGAA
Molecule: messenger RNA, 3118 nt
Organism: Larimichthys crocea (large yellow croaker)
Lineage: Eukaryota; Metazoa; Chordata; Actinopteri; Sciaenidae
Product: ubiquitin-conjugating enzyme E2 H
Exons: 7
Coding region: 253-804 (183 amino acids)
Source: RefSeq, a predicted model, not a curated record